Messenger RNA from Microbotryum saponariae, 479 nucleotides. The record is from the annotation of a GenBank genome assembly. NCBI's taxonomy places the organism in Eukaryota, Fungi, Basidiomycota, Microbotryomycetes, Microbotryales, Microbotryaceae.
AUGUCGAUCUCUCCCAGUUCACGUGUUUUAGUCGUGCCUCCCGACGCCGAGUCAUUGGACAGCAUCUCGAGAGCUGGGCUUGAAAAAAAGGCAGUCGCUCGUGCCAACAUGGCGAACGAGUACAGUGCGCUUAUUAUGGACCGAACAGAUUUGGUGCCUCACAUUCGCUUGACGACGAUCUAGUGAUCAGGUGCUCAUUGCGAUAGCUCGUUUUGACCAACGUCAAACUUCGUUUGGAGCAACUGCAGAUUCUCUGUCAGACUCACAACUUGCAAGGCUACUCUCGUCGGCGAUCAAGGGCUAGAGAACUGUUUUUGCGUAUUCGAUUAUCUUUAUGCACUGAGAGUUGCCCAGCAUGUGAGAGUGGCUACAUCUUCAACCGAAGCACAGCCAAUGACAUUCUGGUCCCCAGAGGCAUUGCGUACCCCGCCACACGGUCUACCGGCACAAAACAAUGGAGUCGUGUCAAGCAGAACUGA